UGUUUAUGAGCAUGUAAGUUUAUGCCCUUUUUACCUUCUUUCGAUCGCAAAGACUAUAGACAACUAAAAGAAAUACCAGUCACUUCAACACCUAUAUUCGAAGGUCACCUCUAUGUUCGCAACGAUAAGAAACAAUGGCUUUGGCGACUAUUUCGAUUUGAUGGAUCCAGUUUUACUUGUCUCUCAAAACGAAAAGUGAAAGGCAGUACAUCCAAUCUUUUAUUAACAUCGCCUAAACGAUUGACGGUCAUGGACCCUCCAGAACAAGCUAAAUACUAUCAAUUGCCUGAAUGGACAGUGGAUGUGGCACAUAUGACAUCGAUUUCUGUCCUUAAACGAAAAAAUUCCAAUCAACCUUCUAAAUGUUUCUCUAUUCGGUCCUUUGAUGGUACUUUUAUAUUAAAAGCACAUAAACAUAAAGACUUGGAACGAUGGCUAUUUGUCUUGACAAAAAUGUGGAGUUUUAGUCAACAACAACAACAACAACAUGUAGUACAAGAUGAAGAUGAUGUCCCAUUGGUUCAGAUCAAACACCCUGUUCUCUCUCAAGAAAAAGUCCAAAUCAUUGAAGCCUGGCGUAUGUCUCUAGCUGAAUUAAUGGCCAAUGAUCCCACCAUCAAACCACCACCCAUUGAACCUAUACCAGAUGAUGAUAACAUGAGUGUCUUUACAGACAUGACGAGCGUGAGUAAUCGACAUCGCACCAAAAGACGAGUCUCGACAAAACGAUCAUUGAAACGAGCCAUGCCUCAUGCAAGUCAAGAACUGCCAUUGCAGACCAAACCACAAAAACUGAAAAAGAAAAGAUCAGACGACGUACGCAACUGGAUGAACACAAAAAAAUCCAUGAAAAAACCUCCUGAAAUGCUCCAUUUCUUUCAAGAUGCACUCAGUGUGUAUCAUGAUGCUAUGGAAUCAAGAAAAGAAGGAGAAGAGCAUAAAUUAAGAUACCAUCCAUCUGUAGGUUGUAAGAGACUGGUUCAAGUAGGUUCAGAUGAUAAACGAAGAGCAUCUAUGCCCUUGUCAGAAAUACCUUGUCUAUUGGAUCCUCAAUGGAUGUCUCCUCUUCAGUUAUUGGCACUUAACCCACCUCGGAUCGAACAAGAUGAAGAAGAAAUCAGUCUGGCUGACUUACAAAAGUCGUUGCGGAAUAUUCAAUUACAAACAAGACGUGCAAGAUCUCCAUCUGUAUCUUCCCUUCAAGAUUUACAGCGUCUUUAUCCUUCGCCUUUUUAUCCUAUCAAGGGUUCUGCAAUAGACAAACAAAGACCUGCUCUUCAUUAUCCUAUCUAAUUUUAUGCGAGCAGUAAUGACAAACAAGGAAUUAGUUGCAUCAAACAAAUAACAAUGGCUGCAUAGUCACACAAGUGUUUCAUAGCCAGCGCUUUUUUUUCCCUCUCUCCCCUUUUCUCUCUCUCUUUUCU
Messenger RNA from Gilbertella persicaria, 1424 nucleotides. RefSeq lists its product as uncharacterized. The coding region runs from base 22 to 1293 and encodes 423 amino acids. The record is from RefSeq and is a predicted model, not a curated record. NCBI's taxonomy places the organism in Eukaryota, Fungi, Mucoromycota, Mucoromycetes, Mucorales, Choanephoraceae. The transcript is spliced from 2 exons.